This is a messenger RNA of Aspergillus calidoustus, 2199 nucleotides long. The record is from the annotation of a GenBank genome assembly. Lineage: Eukaryota; Fungi; Ascomycota; Eurotiomycetes; Eurotiales; Aspergillaceae.
AUGGGGGUCAAUAUCUCGACCACCAUCCCACCCAACACCCCUGCCGCUCCAUCUCUGUUUCCCUCCGCGUUCUCGACAAUCCCCAUAUCUAUUCCUUUCAGCGCCUUUAACAUAAGCGCCUACACUCCUCUCCCUACCAAUGCGAUUGCCAACAUCCCCAGCGCUCUCGCUACCAGUGUCGCCGCCAUGAGCUCCACUGCUUCCAAUGGGGCCUCAAUCCUCGCCGCCCACAUCCUGGUUAUCGCCCGGGACUCUGCCCAAGCAAGCAUCGCGUUCUCGGGCCUAAAUGCAUACGGGAUCCCAUAUACAACGCUGCUCGUCCCACAAACUGGCGCCCAGCUACCGGAGCUCGACUCUCCAGAUGGAGGAGGCAGAUUCGGUGGAAUAGUCGUAGCCGGGGAAGUGAGCUACGACUAUGGGAAUGGAACCUGGACCAGCGGAUUGACCGCAGCUCAAUGGAGUCAGCUCUACGCCUAUCAGCUGAAAUAUCACGUCCGGCUGGUCGAGUACGAUGUCAGCCCUGGGAGCAAAUUCGGCACGAAACCUGUCGCCGGGGCCUGCUGUGAGAAUAUGGAACAGUUGGUGUCUUUCUCUAAUACGUCUGGUUUUCCUUCUGCUGGGCUUCGCACGGGGGCUGCUGUCAGUACAAAGGGGCUCUGGCACUAUCCUGCGGCAAUCGUCAACAGCACCAGCACCAGGGCCAUCGCCACAUUCGCGCCCAACCAGCUGUUCGCAAACGAGACAGUUGCAGCAGUGAUCAAUAACUUCGACGGACGCGAGCAAAUGGCAUUCUUCAUUGCAUUCGAUACGACCUGGAGCGCAACGUCGAUGUAUCUGCAGCAUGCAUGGAUCACCUGGAUCACCCGUGGCGUGUACGCAGGCUAUCGCCGCGUGAAUCUCAACACGCAGAUUGAUGACAUGUUCCUCAGUACGCAGAUGUAUAAAAGUGACCGCAGCUUUCGCAUCACACCUGCGGACCUCAAUGGGAUUGCCAGCUGGCUGCCGAGUAUCCGGGGCAAAUUGAACCCCGGCAGUGUGUAUUUCAUGGAGAUCGGACACAAUGGUAACGGGAAUAUCGUCGCAGCAACAGAGGCUGUUGGCGAGGUUGUUUGCAAUGGCGGGGCUAUUGUGAUCCCAGAUCCAGGACCCACGCCGCCCGAGUUCAAAAAGCCAUUGGGAACCGGCACAAGUGUCUGGCCAGCCACUCCUGCGUCGUUCAACUGGACUGAGUCGUGUCUGGAAAGCGAUGACCUUCUCCGCUGGUGGCAGCAGAACUACAACGACUACGCCCACAUCUCGCAUACAUUCACGCACCUCCGCCAGGAUAACGUGACGUAUUCUGACGCCAGCAAGGAGAUUACCUUCAACCAAGCGUGGUUAUCCCAAGUGGGCUUCUCGUCUGCAACCAGGUUCACAUCAAAUGGAAUCGUCCCCAGCGCGCUCACGGGCCUGCAUAAUGGUGACGCGCUCCAGGCCUGGGACGAUAAUGGAAUCACAAACUGUGUCGGCGAUAAUAGCCGCCCGGUCCUUCGCAAUCAGCAGAACCCGAUGUGGCCGUACUUUACUAACCUCGCCUCUGACGGGUUCGACGGGAUGCAGGUGAAUCCGCGGUGGCCGACGCGCAUUUACUUUGACUGCGAUAGUCCGGAGUGCACUCUACAGCAGUGGGUCGAUCGAUUUGCGGGCAGUGCCGGUGCAGACUUUAACAGUCUCCUUGCGGCAGAGAGGGAAACUACCUUGGUCUACCUGCUUGGCCUUUACCAUGACAGUUACAUGUUCCACCAGGCGAACCUACGCAAUGUGGAUGCGAAAAACAUGACCAUUGGCACUUCGACAGGACGGUUCUCGAUCUUUCAGGCGUGGAUAGAAACCAUAGUGCAGGAGAUGGUAAGGCUCGUGACGUGGCCGAUUGUAUCGACCACCCAUCAACAGAUGUCCGAGAACUUCCUACAACGGUAUACCCGCGACCAGUGUGGGUAUGCACUCGGGUACGAGAUCUCAGGCGGCUACAUAACCGGUGUGAGAGUGACUGCAAAGGACAACCAGUGCGGCGCAGAGAUUCCGGUGACCUUGCCGGGUGGAGUCUCGGAUACCCAAGGCUUCACCACGGAGCAGCUUGGCAGCGAUCCCCUGACCGUCUGGGUCCAGCUCUCUGGUCAGCCUGUGAGCCUUGCUCUUGCGACUCCGAUUGCGCUAUAG